This is a messenger RNA of Metschnikowia bicuspidata var. bicuspidata NRRL YB-4993, 1323 nucleotides long. RefSeq names its product Rim21p (gene RIM21). The transcript has a single exon. Gene Ontology annotation, biological process: cellular response to pH. The record is from RefSeq and is a predicted model, not a curated record. Lineage: Eukaryota; Fungi; Ascomycota; Pichiomycetes; Serinales; Metschnikowiaceae. The annotation marks the transcript as partial. Gene Ontology annotation, cellular component: plasma membrane.
AUGCUAUGGCGAGACUUCUCUCCACUGAAGGUGUACGAGCUGUGCAAGCCGAUGACCUUGCCCGAAGGCGUUCUCAUCUCACACGAUUUUGCUGAACCAGUGAGAUACGUGCAACAAGCAGUAUACCACCAGAACUGCCACCACGGCGCAACGCCGCUAAUGAAUACCAACACCAACUUGGUGAUCAACACGUUUCUGGAAAACCUCCCUAUUGUGGUGGCGCUGUGGCAAGAGUACACAAGAGGCUCCGGCUCCGGAGGCAGCUUUCUCUUUAGUGUAGCGCCGAUAGUAUACUCGAUGGCGACGCUGGCGGUGAUCACGUGGUUCCUUACCAUUUUCGUCAUGACCAACUAUAUGAUCAAGCCGUCUUUGCUCCUCAAGACGUCGGUGGUCAUGGCCUCGGUAUACAUGCUAAUAGUGGUGGUCAAGUCCAUUGUGGUCCUUCACAACCAGCAGCGAAAUGGCUAUUUGCACGGCCAGGUGCUUCUCGAAGUGAUCAACCUGAAAACCUACUUGAAGGUGAUCGACUUGUUUGUCACGUUUUUCCUCCAGAUCAACCAGGUGCAGAUCAUCAUGCGGCUAUUCUCGCGGCAGAGCGAUAAGAGACUCAUUUUCUUGGUGGGGCUCACCACGUCCAUCGCCUCACAAACACUAUGGAGCGUGAGCAAGUUCCACUCUUUCGCCGACUCCGCCGAAGCAGGAAAAAUUCUUCCGGCAUUCACGUACUUGAUCCGCAUUGCAAUGAGCAUCAGCUACGCGGCCAUCUUCACCGCAUUUCUCAUCACCAAGAUCAAGACCAUUAUGCUCUACCCGAACAUAUGGCCGAUUUCGGUGCUAUCUCUCAUUCUCAUAUACACCCCGGUGGCGUUCUUCAUCUCCGAUGUCUCGAGCGCAUGGGUGUAUGACCUCGCCGAAAUCUUCUCCAUUGCCUCCUAUGUAGUCUGCGUGGUCAUACCUUGGGAAUGGUGCAACAAGUACAACGUCAUUCGCAAGAUACAGGAGAAGGAGGGCGUUCUCGGACGGAAAUUCUAUGAAGAUGAGAUAUAUGAGCUAGAUAAGCUCGAACUAUUUGUGGAGGAAGACUCGGCGGACGAGUCGUACAAUGGCCGGUCCAUGAACAGAAGCUUACUUUCCCGCAGGUCGCUACAAAGUCUGAGAACGGCCCCUUCUCUGUCUUCGACUUGCCAUGAAAACCCUGUGAAACCGCGCGUGCAAGCGGUCACCGAGAACUUGGGGCAUGGCUUCUUCUUCAUACGAGACGGUUUUGUCAAGGUGACCGACUUUAUCAUUGCCACAGGAAUGGCCAUCCCGAGGUCCGUGAGC